CAAUGAUGAAAUUAUUGGCGAGAGAGACAAAAAAAAAAAAAAAGAAGAAGAAGAAAUGAACAUGAAACCCUAAGCAAAAUUUGAACGCCAUUCAAUCUCUCCUUCUUCAAAACCCAAUCCAAUCCAAUCUUUCCUACAAGAAAUGGAUUUUGAUAAACUCUGCUUCGUGUCAUUCUCCCAAGAACGUCUGUUACGUCGCACUCAUUUCGUUGGAGAACCUGAAUCGGAAAGCGACAAAAACGAUUCGGAAGAUUCGCGAGAAGAAGAAACUCCCCAGGAAUGUACCGGGAUCAUGAUGAUGUCACCUCCUGAAAGUUCUGAUGAAGACGAUCAGAAUGACAAUGUUUCCUCUCACGAUAUCGAUGUUUUUCAGACCCCGCCUGAAGGUUCGCUCAUAGCUAGCUCCAAUGGUAAUCGAAAUGAUCGGUCGGUUGUCGUUAAAGAAAGAAUUGCCAGUGGUUGUACUGACGGAGAAAAUGCGGUAAAUCUGGGGGCUGAUACGGAUCUAGGGUUUUCAGAGCUGGAGUCCCAGAAAUUCAAAGGGGUAAAUGAGGUAAUUCAUAGUGAGUCAAAUGUCGUUAGUUCUUUGAAGAGAAAAGCGGUUGCUGAUAAAUGUUUAAGUGGGUCUCUGAUGAAACAACCGAAACUUUUGGAUGAAAAUUUGAUUUCCAAAUCACCUAAUCAAGUUUUAGAUUCUGAUGCAGAGGAAAAUGAAGAAAGCAUAAUGAAAUCUCCGGUGAAUUCAAAUUCUGAUAGAGUUAUUCACCGCACUGGUGGGUCUAAGUCCCCUCAAAUUAUUCAAAUUGGCGAAGGAAGUUCUGCUAAAAGGAAGCUGUAUUUUACAACUGAGGUUUUGGAGUUAGAAACUGAAGUAAUCGAUAGGGAUUUAAUGUCCGGGAAAGGUUUGGAAAAUAAUACAAGAAACGGUGAGGGAAAUUCAAAUUUAGGUAGAAAGAACAUGGAUGAUAUUAACAAGUUUAGGUAUGUUGGUCCAAGUACUAGUAAUUCCUGUCAAACGGAGAGAAGAAGCCAGGGGGUGCGGGCUCUGCCUGUUUCAAUAUGUGGGCAGCCAGAAGUAGAUGCUGGGAAGGAAUCAGAUUUGGGAAAGAAUCAUGGUGAGAUCACUCUUUUGGAUGUGUUGAGGAUGCUGGCAGCAAAAUGUGAUUAUUAUAUUAGUCUUGAGAAUAGAAGUAUCUUAGAUGUUGCAAAGAGUCGUGGCAUGACUUUCCCAUAGAUAAUUGUUAAAAAGCAAGCUUUGAAGCUGUACUUUUGAAAUUUGCACUUGGAGAUACUUCUUGUGGUUUCCCAACUUUGUAUGUUAAUGCCUUGUACUGGGAUUUGGGAAGUUUCGUUUGAGUUGUAGAGUUAGUAGUUUUGGGGGCAUGAAGACAAUUAUGUACAGGAAAUUGUCUAAACCUUGAUAUGUAAUUACAGUUGUUCCUAAUGGUUAAUUCGGUGUCUAUAAAGCGGUUGUGUAAAGUCAAGCCCAGUUCAUGGCUCAAAAUCAGACCUUUAAUUGAAAAGGAAUUUGUACUAAAGAAGUUUUCAAAGAAGAAACAGCGAAAAGGUACUUUUCUCA
Messenger RNA from Mangifera indica (mango), 1579 nucleotides. RefSeq lists its product as uncharacterized. The transcript has 2 exons. NCBI's taxonomy places the organism in Eukaryota, Viridiplantae, Streptophyta, Magnoliopsida, Sapindales, Anacardiaceae. The coding region runs from base 143 to 1234 and encodes 363 amino acids. The record is from RefSeq and is a predicted model, not a curated record.